UGGGAAAGGGUCGGGAGCACAAAUGGCAGGGUCUUAGGCCAGGGGGCGUGCCUUGUUCUUCCGUGGCGGAAGAUGGCGCUGCCCUUCGCACGCUCACUGUGCCUCAGUCGCUGGGGAGCCAGACGAUUGGGGAUUGUCUCCGCGGAGGCCCGCAGAGGAGUCAGUUUCAAACUGGAAGAAAAAACAGCCCACAGCAGCCUGGCACUCUUCAAAGGCAACACAGGUGUCAAAUAUGGCAUGGUGGGCUUGGAGCCCACCAAGUUGGCCCUGAAUGUGGAACGCUUCCGGGAGUGGGCAGUGGUGCUGGCAGACACAGCGGUCACCAGUGGCAGGCAUUACUGGGAGGUGACAGUGAAGCGUUCCCAGCAGUUCCGGAUAGGAGUGGCAGAUGUGGACAUGUCCCGGGAUAAUUGCAUAGGUGUUGAUGAUCGCUCCUGGGUGUUCAGCUAUGCCCAGCGCAAGUGGCACACCAUGUUAGCCAACGAGAAAGCCCCUAUUAAGGGCAUCGGGCAGCCAGAGAAGGUGGGACUGCUGCUGGAGUACGAAGCCCAGAAGCUAAGCCUGGUGGAUGUGGACCAGGUUGCUGUGGUCCACACAAUACAAACAGAUUUUCGAGGUCCGGUGGUACCUGCCUUUGCCCUUUGGGAUGGAGAACUGCUGACCCACUCAGGGCUUGAGGUGCCUGAGAGUAUUUAGGCUGCUCAUCACUGGAGUUCCUAGUAAUAUUCUUGGCCAGCCUCCUGCUGGAAUUGUGUGAAACCUUUUAACUUUGCCCCAAGCAAAUUCUAACUUUCAUGAUUGAGUGUUGGAUCCUCUGUAAUAGCUUGGUUUUCUUUCUCUCCCUUCCCUGUGAAAGGCACAGCCACCUUCUCUCCUCCCCCAAACCACCGAUUUACUUGCCUACCAUGAAUGUACUUCUCCUGAAUUGCUUCCUUUGCUUUUCUGUGUUCAGGACUUUCUCCGAUUGUAUUCAGUCUGCAGUCUUUUAGCUUUGAAUUUAUUCAUCACAUGAUAUCUUUCUCCCUAUGCUCACAUGUACUUCUUGUUGGGGCUCUACAGAAUCUAGAGUAAAUUCUUUCUACCUCUGGCUGGAGGUAUGGUGCAGUCAAUGAGUUGACCCUUUCUCUAUACCACAGAGUUUAGGGUCUAGCUCCCUCAGGAAGUGCUCUUCUGACUGUAUCAGAAUAAGAACAGAGCUUUCUUUCCCCAGUACCUCGAUGCCAACUCAGCCCCAAAGCUGUAGCUGUCCUUACCCCUAGUCCCUCCACCUUAAUCUGCACACAUCUCAUACCUAGUCAGUGUGAUCUAAUCAUUGAGCUAGUUAGUCAUGACCAAAGGGGAAGACACUCUUGGGGAUGUUGAGGGGGUUGAUGCUAGAAACUUUAUUUUUAAGAAUUUCCAUCCUCAUUGCUGCUACAAUUGCGUCUUCCAGAGGGAAGAAAUAUAAGGUUUUGCAUUAUUUAUUUUGGGGUCUACUCAGGCCCAAAUCCUUCCCUUCCUUGGCAGAAUAAUAACCUAAAGCGGUAUUUGGGAUUAAAGAAUACCUGAUGGGAUGAGUGAUACACAUGUGAAAUGUGAACUGUUUGAGCUAUCUGACCCUGUUGUUCUUUUAUUUUACCUUUAUCAUGGUGAUGCAGCUGGAUUUUCCUGGGAGAGAAAGAGGACUUGAUAGCAGAAACAAUAGUUUGUGUAAUUAAAGUUUAUUUGAGCACAAAAUA
This is a messenger RNA of Erinaceus europaeus (western European hedgehog), 1718 nucleotides long. It is a transcript of the gene SPRYD4, whose product is annotated as SPRY domain containing 4. The coding region runs from base 73 to 696 and encodes 207 amino acids. The transcript is spliced from 2 exons. The record is from RefSeq and is a predicted model, not a curated record. Lineage: Eukaryota; Metazoa; Chordata; Mammalia; Eulipotyphla; Erinaceidae. Gene Ontology annotation, molecular function: protein binding.